Molecule: messenger RNA, 1221 nt
Organism: Iphiclides podalirius (scarce swallowtail)
Lineage: Eukaryota; Metazoa; Arthropoda; Insecta; Lepidoptera; Papilionidae
Source: the annotation of a GenBank genome assembly
AUGCGCGUUCUCCUAGUUGUGCCGAUUUUGUUCGCGUUGUGUCACAGUCAGGGAAAAGUUAAUCAGACCAGUUUGCACCAUGGCCUCACGGAGAGGAUUGGCAACUUUUCCAUCGAGCUGCUAUAUCACUCGACGGCGACACAAAAGAAUGUUCAGAAUUUGGUGAUAUCGCCGUUCACAGUGUGGACUGUCUUAGCUGUGAUAGCCGAGGGCGCUUCGGAGAAUACGCUGAAGCAAAUCAGCCACGCUAUACGGGUAGCGCCGAGAUUGAGGGCGCAGACUCGCCAGGAGUUCCGCAAUAUCGCCCAAUGGCUGCAAGUCAACACGACCACAGUCAACCUCGAAAAAUUCAACGCGAUCUUCGUCGACGAACGCAAGUUGCCCCUCCCAGAUUUCGUCUCGAUCGCUAACCAAUACGAAACCAAAAUGAUCAAGCUCAAUUUUACGGGCAGUUAUACCUCCGAACUGAUUAAUACGGCAAUCAACAAUGUUACCCACGGUAAAAUACCGCAUCUAACUGACAGUAGCGACUUUGCUGAAGCACAAAUGGUGCUCACUAGUGCUUUGUACUUUAAAGGACAAUGGACCAUGCCUUUCAACACCAGCUCAACAUCCAAACAACCAUUUUUCGACAGCAACGGUAAGAAGAUAGGUGAGGUCAAAAUGAUGUACAAUCGUAACAACUACCCAUUUGCUAAUAUAAUGGAACUUAAUGCUAGAGUUAUAGAGUUGCCCUAUGGUAAAGAGAACAGGCUGUCUAUGCUUGUGAUGCUGCCAAAUCCUGGUGUAUCCGUCCAGGACAUGUUCCUCAAUUUUAACAAUGUACCUAUAGAUGUGAUCUUCGAAAAUUUGAAAUUGUCUACCGAAGAGUAUGGAGACGAUGAAGUAGAUUGUUUCCUGCCCCGUUUUAAAAUAGAGUCAAAUUUGGAUUUAACUGAUACAUUAAAGAAUCAGUUAGGCAUAAAAGAUUUGUUUGAAGAGUUAAAAGCUAGAUUGCCGUUAAUGUCGCGCAUACCAAUGUAUGUCACAAAAGUUGCACACAAAGCAGCGAUUGAAGUAACGGAAGAGGGAACAGAGGCAGCUGCAGUGACCGCUGCCGAGUUCUCAAACCGCAUUGGUGUUGUGAGAUUUGAAGCAAAUAGACCAUUCUGUUAUCUUAUCAUAGAAAAAACCACGAACUCCAUUGUUUUUGGAGGUAUUUACCAAAACCCAUCUUUAUUU